AUGGCCGUCGCACAAGCAACUACUUCUGACCCUACAUCACAGUCCGCCAACGGUAAUGCGCUGUCGAAUGGGGCUCACAAGGGCAGUGGAAAGGGCAAGACCCCUUUGACAAAGAAUGCGAAGAGGAGAGCAAAGAGAAAGCAAGAUGGGCAUGAUGUUUCGGAGAGCGAGAGCGAUAGGGAGGCUUCGGUCGCGCCCGCACCCUCUGCCAGCAAUGGCAAGACGAACACGCUGGCUGGAAGCUCGACGGAUGGCGAAGCUUCAGGCUCUCGCCCAACUCCCGCCAUGUUCGACCUAUCAAGCUUAGCUGAGGCGCCUGCUCCUGACGACCCAGCCUUCGCAGAGUUUCAGUCCGUCUUUGCGGCAUUCAAAGGGGACGAAGGCGCAGAGGGUCAAGCUGGCGGAGUGGAUGGGUCAGGUAAUACCAAGGGAGAAGUCAUCUACAGCGACGAUGAUCAGCUCUCCGACUCUGAAGGGGAAGAAGGGGCCGAUGGGGCAGCAAUAGAAGCGGCAGUACUUUCGAAGAGGAAACAAAGGAAAUUGCAAAGGCUGAGCGUGGCCGAAUUGAAGCAGUUGACCUUCAAGCCUGAAUUGGUGGACCAGGCGGAUGUGACUGCAAAAGAUCCUCUGCUGUUGCUCCAUUUGAAGGGCACGCGCAAUGCCGUACCCGUCCCUCCUCAUUGGAACCAAAAGCGGGCGUACCUGCAAAACAAGAGGGGCAUCGAGAAGCCACCCUACCUGCUGCCGAGCUACAUCGCAGCGACGGGGAUAGCAGAGAUGAAGGAUGCGCUCAAGGAGAAAGAAGGGGAUCAGAGCUUGAAAGCCAAAACGAGGGAAAGGGUACAACCGAAGAUGGGCAAAGUGGACAUCGAUUAUCAAAAGCUGCACGAUGCCUUUUUCAAAUUUCAACAUCGACCUGACAGUCUGACUGGGUAUGGCGAGACAUACUACGAGGGCAAAGAGUACGAGACGAAGUUUACGCAGCGCAAACCUGGUGCGGAACUUUCCAACGAGCUGAAGGAAGCUCUUAGCAUUCCUCCUCUUGCACCUCCACCUUGGCUCAUCGCCAUGCAAAGAUUUGGUCCUCCUCCUUCGUAUCCUCACAUCAAAAUUCCCGGUUUGAAUGCCCCAAUCCCUCAGGGCGCUCAGUGGGGCUUCCAUCCAGGAGGGUGGGGCAGGCCUCCGCUUGAUGAGUGGGGCAUACCGAUCUACGGUGAUGUGUUGGGCACGGGCGAAGAGCAGACGAAGGAAGCUCAGCAAGCUUUCGAAGAUGAAGUCAGGAGAGAUCGGUGGGGCGAGCUGGAGCCUGAAGAAGAGGAGGAAGAGGAUGAAGAGGACGAGGAGGACGAGGAGGAUGAGCAAGAAAUGGACCAAGAUGCUCAGAUACGUGAAGGAUUGGAAACUCCUCUGCCAGAAGGGAUGGAGACGCCUGGAGGUUUCCAGAGCGUGACCAGCACUGUGCCCGGCGGCUUGGAAACGCCAGACUUCAUCGAACUCAGAAAAGGAGCAAGAGGAGCUUCGACCCAGUACGGAUCAGAAACGCCGGAACAGCGAAACCUCUACCAGGUGGUUCCCGAACAUCAGAAUGUUCCAGGAGGCGCUGCGAAGGGCUUCAUGCCCAGCGAUAGAGGCUACGACUUUGCUAGUCUCGCUACUGCCGGUGAUGGAGGUAACGUUCUGGGCAGGGAGGAUCAUAGAAGCAACAAGCGCAAGGCGGACGACGUCCAACUGGCUCUGUCUCCGGAAGAGAUGCAAGGACUCAGCAAGGAAGAGCUUCAAGCUCGUUACGACGCCGCGAGGGCAAAGAAGGGAGAGAAAUUCAGGUUUUGA
Ceraceosorus guamensis is the source of this 1830-nucleotide messenger RNA. Its product is annotated as DUF382-domain-containing protein. The transcript is spliced from 3 exons. Gene Ontology annotation, cellular component: catalytic step 2 spliceosome; U2-type spliceosomal complex; nucleus. Gene Ontology annotation, biological process: mRNA splicing, via spliceosome. The record is from RefSeq and is a predicted model, not a curated record. NCBI's taxonomy places the organism in Eukaryota, Fungi, Basidiomycota, Exobasidiomycetes, Ceraceosorales, Ceraceosoraceae. Bases 1 to 1830 code for a protein of 609 amino acids.